UGUGGAUGCUGCUGGCAGUCUGACUCGGGAUCAGAUCUCCUUCAUCACCACACACACAUUAACCCCUCGCGAUCUCACGUGGAUUAACUUUGCGUGUUUUUCAUCUCUGUUAUGGACUCUUGCGUUGUUUUGUCCGUGUUUAAACACCUCGCGCGCGUCUGUGGGACUCUUCUCAUGUUCAUAAUAUUCGGCUAGCUCUGAGGAGCGGCUAGCGGCUUUCUCCUCCACUUCGAGCCUUUAAACUCCGUCAAAAUGUCCGAUACGAAAGUCAAAGUGGCGGUUCGAGUUCGACCCAUGAACCGGAGAGAGAUUGAACUGAGCACAAAAUGUGUCGUUGAGAUGGAGGAAAACCAGACUGUUCUGCACCCGCCGCCCUCCAACGCCAAAGCAGAAAACAGAAAACAGCCAAAGGUGUUCGCCUUCGAUCACUGCUUCUGGUCCAUGGAUGAGUCCAACGUCCCCAAACAUGCCGGUCAGGAGGUUGUGUUCAAGUGCCUUGGGGAGGGAAUACUUGAAAAUGCAUUUCAAGGAUACAACGCCUGCAUUUUUGCCUAUGGACAAACAGGCUCUGGGAAAUCCUUCUCGAUGAUGGGGAGUGGCGACCAGCCGGGUCUGAUCCCGAGACUGUGCUGCUGUCUGUUUGAGAGAGUGUCCAGAGACCAGAGCGAAGGUCACUCCUUCAAGGUGGAGGUCUCGUUCAUGGAGAUCUACAACGAGAAAGUCAGAGAUCUGCUGGAUCCCAAAGGGAGCAGACAGUCACUGAAGGUACGAGAACAUAAAGUCUUGGGUCCGUACGUGGACGGUCUGUCUCAGCUGGCUGUGACAAGUUUCGAGGACAUUGAGUCUCUGAUGUCCGAGGGAAAUAAAUCUCGUACAGUAGCCGCUACAAACAUGAAUGAGGAGAGCAGUCGGUCACAUGGGGUCUUCAGUGUCAUCCUCACACAGACGCUGUAUGAUCUGCAGUCUGGGAACUCCGGUGAGAAGGUGAGUAAGAUCAGUCUGGUGGAUCUGGCCGGAAGUGAACGUGUGUCUAAGACCGGAGCUGCAGGAGAGAGACUGAAGGAGGGAAGCAACAUCAACAAGUCGCUGACCACACUGGGUUGUGUGAUCUCUGCUCUGGCCGAUCAGUCUGCAGGGAAGAGCAAAAACAAGUUUGUGCCGUACAGAGACUCUGUGUUGACGUGGCUGCUCAAGGACAAUCUCGGUGGCAACAGUAAAACAGCGAUGAUAGCCACCAUCAGCCCAGCCGCCGACAACUACGAAGAGACGCUGUCGACGCUGCGCUACGCCGACCGAGCAAAGAGAAUCGUCAACCACGCUGUGGUCAACGAAGAUCCCAACGCCCGCAUCAUCCGAGAACUCCGAGAGGAGGUGGAGAAACUGAGGGUGCAGCUCUCUCAGGCCGAGUCUCUUAAAGCUCCAGAGCUCAAAGAAAAACUACAGGAGUCAGAGAAACUCAUUCAGGAGAUGACGGUCACCUGGGAGGAGAAACUCAGAAAGACGGAGGAGAUCGCACAGGAGCGUCAGAAGCAGUUGGAGAGCAUGGGCAUCUCUCUGGAGUCUUCAGGAAUCAAGGUUGGAGAAGACAAGUGUUUCCUGGUCAAUCUAAACGCUGAUCCGGCUCUAAAUGAACUGCUGGUUUAUUAUCUGAAGGAUCACACGCGUGUGGGUGCGGACACGUCUCAGGACAUUCAGCUCUUUGGUAUCGGGAUUCAGUCUGAACAUUCGGUGAUUGAGAUCUCGUCUGACGGAGACAUCGCUCUCACACCAGUUAACAACGCCAGAACUUGUGUGAACGGCACAAUGAUCUACUCCAGAGUUCAUCUGUGGCACGGAGAUCGAAUCCUGUGGGGAAACAACCACUUCUUCAGGAUCAACCUGCCCAAACGCAAGAGACGCGAGCGUUUGAAGGAGAUGGAGAGAGACUCGCCCCGCGAGAGCUUCGUGGAGGUGGACGUGGAGACGGCCAGCGAGGCCUCCUCUGAGCAGGACUACAGCUAUGAGUUCGCUCAGAUGGAGGUCAUGAUGAAGACUCUGGGGAGCAACGACCCCAUGCAGAACGUGGUGCAGGUUCUGGAGAAACAGUAUCUGGAGGAGAAGCGUUUGGCUCUGGAGGAGCAGCGGCUCGUGUACGAGCGUGAGCUGAAUUCUCUGAGACAGCAGCUGUCACCAGAAAAGAUCACGCAGCACCAGCGCAGCGGCAGCGACCGUCUGCCUCUGCCCACACACAACACACACAACAGAGUUAGACUGUGGACGCACGAGAGGGACGAGUUGUUUCGUCAGAGUCUCUCUCGUCUCCGCGAGCAGGUGGUGAGAGCAAACGCUUUAGUGCGAGAGGCCAACUUUCUGUCGGACGAUAUGAAGAAACUCACCGACUAUCUGGUGACCCUCCAGAUACCUGCUGCCAACCUCAGCGCCAACCGCAAGCGUGGAGCGAUUGUGAGUGAACCUGCUAUCCAGGUGCGGCGUAAGGGGAAGGGAACACAAGUGUGGACCAUCGAGAAAUUAGAGAACAAGUUAGUGGACAUGAGAGAACACUACAGUGACUGGAGAGAGAACACACAGGAAGUGGUGAACAGACUGCUUAAUAAAUCAGGAGAUCCGUUCUAUGAAGCUCAGGAGAAUCAUAAUCUCAUCGGUGUAGCUAAUGUCUUCCUGGAGUGUCUCUUUCACGACAUCAAGCUUCAGUAUGCCGUUCCCAUCAUCAGCCAGCAGGGGGAGGUCGCAGGACGUCUGCACGUGGAGCUGCUGCGGGUGAGCGGAGCCGUACCUGAGCGUCCGGCGGCCGGAGACGAUUCAUCUGAGAACUCCAGCGAGAGCGGCGGCUGUGACAUCAUGGACAAUAAUGGAGAGAUUGUUCAUAUGGCCAAGAAGCUCACCUGCAGGGUGAGGAUCAGAGAGGCAACGGGUUUGCCUUUAAACCUGUCCAACUUUGUGUUCUGUCAAUAUAUGUUCUGGGAACAGCCAGAGCCCACUGUUGCCCCGCCCAUGGUCAGCCCGGACACGCCCUCUCCUCGGACCCCUGACUCUGAGUUCACCGUGCGCUUUGAUCACUGCAGGGAUUUUGUUUUUUAUGUGACGGAGGAGUUCCUGGAGUUUAUCUCCGAGGGCGCUCUGGCGAUAGAGGUGUGGGGUCAUCGGUUCGCAGGGAACGGACGCUCGCUGUGGGAACUGGACGCGCUGCAGGCCAAGACACAGUCGCUCAGAGACAGGUGGAAAGAAGUGUCUCGCAGUGUUGAAACAUGGGUCUCCGUACAGGAGCUGAACGAACAGGGCGAGUAUUCAUCUGUAGAGCUGCACCAGAAUAAAGACACCAGCACUGGAGGAGUGUUUCAACUGAGACAGGGUCACUCUCGAAGGCUUCAGGUGUCUGUGAAACCGGUUCAGUGUUCUGGAACUUUACCUCUGCUAGUGGAAGCGAUUCUCUCCGUCUCUAUUGGCUGCGUAUCGGCUCGAUCCACUAAACUUCAGAGACCACUGGACAGCUAUCAGAGAGAGGAAGAGGAAGAUUUUGAUAGUUAUCAGGAGGAAGACCUGAACUGUGUGCGGGAUCGCUGGUCCGAAGCACUCAUCAAACGCCGGGAAUAUCUGGAGGAACAGAUCAAGAAAAUCAUCAACAAAUCAGAGAAAUCUGAGGAAGAUGUGGAACGAGAAGCUCGACUGGUGGAGCAGUGGGUGGGUCUGACGGAGGAGAGGAACGCUGUACUGGUUCCAGCCCCUGGCAGUGGAAUACCUGGAGCACCUGCACACUGGGUUCCCCCUGAUGGUAUGGAAGAGCACAUACCUGUGCUGUUCCUGGACCUGAAUGCGGAUAAUCUGAGCGUGAACGGACAGCUGAUCGGACCUCACGCUGCCGGAGUUAACUCCAUCCUCCCCAAAGAACACGGCAGCGCUUUCUUCUACCUGCCCAUCAUCAGACACAGCCAUGAUGAGGUGUCUGCUGCGUGUUCGUGGGAUUCAUCCAUCCAUGACUCCGUCCAUCUGAACCGUGUCACGGCGCCCAGCGAACGCAUCUAUCUGAUCGUGAAGGUCACAGUGCAGCUCAGCCUCCCGGCCUCAAUGGAGCUGGUCCUGCGCAAGAGAAUCGCCGUCAACAUCUACAACAGACAGAGUUUCACUCAGAGUCUGAAGAGGAGGAUGUCUUUAAAGAACGUUCUGUACUCGUGUGGAGUCACGUAUGAGAUCGUCUCCAACAUACCGAAGGCGUCUGAGGAACCCGAGGAGCGUGAGACGCUGGCUUUGAUGGCGGCACGAGGAGACGGCGAGGAGACUUUGGAUGGUGAGACGUACAUCGAGAAAUACACCAGAGGAGUUCUGGAGGUGGAGAACAUUCUGUGUCUGGAGAGACUCAGACAGGCAGUCAGUGUGAAGGAAGCUCUCUCUGUUAAAAACAGACACAUUCGCAGAAGUCUCAGCACUCCAAACGUACAGCACAAAUCAGAUGUGACGGGAUGUGAAGAUGAUGAAGUGAAGGGUCACUGUGCCUUUCAUCCAGACGUCUGUCAAUCCAGCGUACAAGAGUCAUCGCUCAACAAUAACAACACGAAAGACACGCCUGUCAGAAGCAGAGAGAAUCAUGGGACGGUAACUGACAGUCCAACAAUCUUGAACUCCAGUCCAUUUAAAGUUCUGUCACCUCAGCCGCCCAAAUUCCUGAAAUCUCUCCUGCCAGUGAAAGAGGAGAGCAAAGCCAAACGCCCGCUGGAGUCACGACCGCUGCUGGGUCACGAGCGUGUUGCAUGGAAUGUGUCAAGUGUUGUGACAUCAUUACAGAGCAUGCGCUGGUUUGUGGAAAGCAACACGCUUGGCUUCACCGGCUCCUGGUCCAGACCCAGGGCACAGAGCGAGGGCCACGGCCCCAGUGACAUCAGCAGUGACAUCAUCAGCAUGAGAGCCAAUCACAGACAGCCCAGACUGAGCACAGAUCUCACUCACACACUGUCACACACUGCUGAUUCAGAGGAGGAGGAGUCUGAUUCAGCCGUUAGCGUCCGAGGCCCCGGCUCUCCACAGCUCCAGAACUUCAAGCCUUACGUCCCAGAGGAUUUUGCAAACUUUGAGGUGUACAAUGCCAGUCUGGAGACUCUGGAGGCCGGUGUGUGCGCGUCUGAGGAGAAAGAAGUGUCCCGGAGUCCGUCGGCCAGCACCUGCACCAGCGGUUACGUCUCUCAUAGUGCCUCCACCGCCACUCUAUCAGACGUGCUCUUCAGCGGCAGCGAGAGCUGCGAUCAGAUCACCACCAGAGACACCUCAGACCCUCAAGAACACACCAGAGGUCACGUGUUGUCAUUUUCGGUCCCCGCUCAGCGCUGUCCUCGUCGCAGAGACGGAUGCCUUAUGAGCGUCAGUCAGGAAUUCACAGACUUUAAAGGGGCAGACGAUGGCGAGGUAGGAAAUCUCGAUGGUUUUGAGACGGGCUCUGACACAACGUCCCAGAGUCAUCUCCACAAUGGAGAAGGAUCUCUGGAGCUGGGUUUGGAGGAUGCUGCAGACUCCAGCGAGGACGAGAACGCACCCGUGGUUCAGCUGCCCGACUGGAUGGCUCCCGGUGAGCAGGUGUGGGUGGGCGAGUGGAUUGGGACAGUGCAUUAUGUCGGUGGGGUGGAGUUUGCCAAAGGCAUCUGGGUUGGAGUGGAGCUGGAUCUCGCUGUGGGCAAACACAACGGUACCGUCCAGGGCAGGGUUUAUUUCCGCUGUGCUACGGGUCAUGGUGUGUUCGUGAGGCCGUCCCGUCUCACCAGGGGACCCCCGUCCAUAGACCCAAAACACUGACUUGAAUGCGAAGCACGUCAUUUCUGAUGCUUUAAUAACCACCAGCACAGCAACAGCCUGGACAUCAUCAUCCUCAUCCUUCUGUUCACAUCACUGCAUCUCAACCUUACACUUCAACAAUAUUUAAUGCCCCCCUCCACUCACAAUUUCUGCCCAAUAUAAUAUUCUAGAACAUGUGUGAACAUUAUGUACAGUACAGAACGUAACCCAACACUACACGUUUUUAUUUGUUCAUUUUAAGAUGGUUUUGUCUUUUGUGAUCCAGUCUGUGAAAUUCAGGCUAAAGUCUUUAAAAUCAGAUUUGAAGCAUCAUUCCACUAGUAUCUCAAUCUCAGUCAACAUAAAAGACAUCACAUUUAUAUUCUCUGUUCUUUACAUUGUGUGGAAUGAUUUUAUGUAAAAAACAGUAAAUCACAAAAAUGUCUUCGGGUCACAUUUUAAACCAUUUUAAGUCAUCUUGAGGCCCAUUAGUGCAGGGGUUUUAAAACUGGAAUUCCCCGGGACCCCCGCGGGUUUCUAGUAGAUUGCAGGGGUCCCCAGGAAUUUCUUGGAAAAAGAUCGAGCAGAAAUUGUAAAAGUCUACUGAACAUUUGUAUUCUUUUUUCCAGAAUUGUUUUUAUUUGUACCUUUAGUGAGUGUUUUUUCACUUUAGUUCCUUGCACUUUCCUUGAGUUGCUACAGUACAGAUGCAUUUAAUUAUCUAAAAAGUGUAGCAAACUAUUUAAGUUUGGAAAAAAAUGUCUUUAUAAUACACUAUUACUCUUAAUACAUAAAAUGAUUUAAAAAAAUAGUUUGAAAAGGGGGAUCCUCACAACAAAAUUAAGUUUGAAAAGAGGGCCCUCACUAAAGAAAUUAAGUUUGAAAGGGGGUCCUCACUAUAGGUUCAUCUUCUUUGGGUCUCCUUGGCAUCAUAGUUGAAAAAAAUCCUGCUUUAGGGGACACCGGACACGUGGUUGAGAAACACUGGGCUAUACAAUCUAUAUGUGUUGAUGUGUUGACUGAUUCACGUCGUCACGUGGCAAUAAAUUGCGUGUGUACAGGUUUAUCAGUCGUUGUGGGGACUGAAUCCAUGAAGAUGGGAAAUUGAUUCAUAAACAGACUAAACGAUGCAUUUUUUAUCAAGUCUAAAGGCAAAAACUUUGUGUAUAUAGAAUGCACAGUAUGUACAGUAUCAAAGUCAUGUCAAUGGAGAAUGUCCUCACAAUGAACAGAAACCUAACAUAUGUGUUAAUGUCAUCUUUGAAUGUUGCUGAGUUGCACAAAUGUUUUAUAUCACAUUUAUAUAGACUGAAAUACUAAUGUCGCGUAAACUUCCAUGUGGGUUUAUUUACCACUUCUUAUAGGACUAACUCUAUAGACUAAACUCUGUCUAACAUCAGAACGUACUACUGUUUGUUUGUGUGUUGAUAUCAGGUGCUACCAAAGACAGCCUUCUAAAUCUGUUGUGCAAGCUCCCGACGCUUCAAUCUUUUUGUGUAGUUGACUUUGUUUAUUCCUGCGUACUUUCAUAUUUGUUGAACAGAUUUCUGCUGAAACGUUAAGUGCCACAUCGCCAUCAGAGUCAUGGUGGAUUUCAGAGUUGAACAGCAGCUCUGUGUGGUGUUAUUGGUCCGUCAUGUACUGUAGAUGUGGAAGGACUGCUGUCUGAACGCUUGCACUGGAGGAACUCAAUCCUGAAUGCACAUUUGCGCUUUCUCAGACGCUUCUCUCGAGACAGACGCGCACCUUGUGUUCUUGAUCAAAUCCUUGACUGUCUCUAAACAGAGAGAAGAGGAAAUGGCCUGACGUACCGACACAACAUCUGUUUGUGUAUUUUACAUCUUAAUUGACUUCUAGGUUCACCCGCCUAAUACUGAAGCAUUUCAAUUCAUGUGUGUUUGUGUGUCUGUUUGACUGUUAGAUUUGUAUUGUUUGUGAUACUAAAGCCAAUCUAAAUAUGUUUUCUAUAGAUGGAAGGAGGAUUAUGGGCUAUAGGCUGAAUAAUGAAAGUGUGUGAGUUGUGGAAUAUAAACCCAAGACCUUAAAACAAAGCGAUGCUGCUCUCCUUAGCAAGGAGCUGUACAUAACAUGUAUGAACAUAGUAUUUACAAUGUUAUAAUGUACAGAACUGUAUUUAUAUUGUAUCUCUGCAAACUGUUGAUACAAAGAUGUUGUAGAAUACAGAGCGAUUACAAUUUAA
Messenger RNA from Triplophysa dalaica, 7954 nucleotides. RefSeq names its product kinesin family member 13A (gene kif13a). Bases 253 to 5775 code for a protein of 1840 amino acids. The record is from RefSeq and is a predicted model, not a curated record. Gene Ontology annotation, biological process: regulation of protein localization; microtubule-based movement. NCBI's taxonomy places the organism in Eukaryota, Metazoa, Chordata, Actinopteri, Cypriniformes, Nemacheilidae. The transcript is spliced from 40 exons. Gene Ontology annotation, molecular function: cell adhesion molecule binding; ATP binding; microtubule binding. Gene Ontology annotation, cellular component: adherens junction.